Messenger RNA from Iphiclides podalirius (scarce swallowtail), 2160 nucleotides. The record is from the annotation of a GenBank genome assembly. NCBI's taxonomy places the organism in Eukaryota, Metazoa, Arthropoda, Insecta, Lepidoptera, Papilionidae.
AUGGCUAAGGAAAGUGAUAUGUCUUUAGUCCAUGAUAUAUUAGAACCGUAUAGGCGGGUGAUAAAUACUGAUCCGCCAAAAGACAAGCUGUCGGCGUCUACAAAAUUGAAUUUUUCUGAUAGUAAUCAAUCGUUAAAAGAAGGCUUAGCUAACCUAUUGUCUAGCAAAAGGAAGUCAACCCUUAGUCCCUUCGAAACGAUUACGCCCGAAAAACGUCCUCGCACGGACACUACCGCAAACGUAGUAUCUGCACCUCCAUCUCCAUGGGAGGCAAAGCGGUUGAAAAUUGAUUUAAUUGCUGCUAAAGCUCAGAUUACAAAGUUAGAAGCUAGAGUUAACCAUCAGCAUACAAUACGUAAGGAAAUGCAAAUUCUAUUUGAAGAGGAAAAGGCUUCUCUUGUGGAGCAGCAUAAAAGAGAUGAAAGGGCUCUGGCAGAUAUGGAAGAACGUCUUCAAGUUGUCAGAAGAAGAGAACAAGAGUUAAAAGAUGAACAUAGUGAGGCCGUUAAAGAGUUUCAAGAGAGUAAGGCUAAGUGGGAAAAAGACAAAGCAGAUUUUCAAAAGCAGAUAGCUGAUCUCAGAGAUAAACUCCUAGAAGCCAAUGUUAGCAGUAAGGAUCAGCUCUCAGAAAUGAAAAAAGACAUGGAUGAGCUACUUCAGGCUUUAGAAGGUGCUCAGUCCGAAGUGGAGAUGUUAAAGAAUGAAGUAGCUAAGCAGACAAGUCGGGGAGAGCAGUGCAUAACAUUAAGAACACAGCUGGAAAAGCAAACCUUUGAACUGCAACAAGUUACAAAUAAACUUAAGGAGUUAGAAUAUGAAAGAGAUUCAUACAAAGACUGGCAGACUCAAGCAAAGACUGCUCAGAAACGGCUGAGCAAUAUGGCGGAGUUAGAGAAGGAAGUGACAAGACUGAGGGCUGCUGAAAAGUCACUGCGUGAUGCUGUCUGCAACAAGCUGCUUCUGGAGGAACAAGUGCAUCUCCUGACUAGUCGAGUUGAGGCUUUGCAGCCAGUGCAACAGGAGCUCCAUGAGGCUAAGGUGAAAAUGGCGUCCCUGGAAUCUGCUCUGGAGGAGUGGAAGAGCGCUGCACGUGCCCAUGGAGUGGAGUCUCCGCGAGCUCUGACCUCUACGCUGGAGUAUGCGCUCAGUAACCAGCUAACAGCGGUGGCGGGCUGCUCGGAGGCCCAGUCUCAAAUGGCCCAGCUUAGUGAGGAGAUAGCAACGGCGAAGUACGAACGCGAUAAGGCUACGUCAAAGUUGAGCGAUCUGCAGACAGUACGCAAGAACCAAGAGAGCCUCAUACACAGGCUGCAGAAGCGACUGCUUCUUGUCACCAGAGAGAGGGACAGUUACAGGCAACAGCUAGACUGCUACGAGAAGGAGUUGACGGUGACGCUGUGCGGGGAGAGCGGGGCUGGCAGUGCAGCGCUGCUCGCAGCCAGGGUCGAGCAGCUGGAGAAGGCCCUGCAGGGCUACCGCGAUUUGCUGGCCGCCCACGACCAAGAGGCGCACACCAAAGCUCUGGAGGGGCUGCGCGCUGAGGCGAGCAAGUGGCGCGAGGAGGCGGACGCGGCGCGAAGGGACGCGCAGAAGCUACGCGCGCAGCGGGACCAGCUGCAGGCGCACGUCGAGCGCCUUGCCGCCACCGGCCCCGCGCCCGCCACUAAGGUGCUGCAUCUCACGGAUAACCCGGCGGCCGCGGCACACAAACAGAUGCAAGUCGACCUGGACACCGCUCAGGAGGAGAUAAAAAGGCUCAAAGCCGCCAUUCGGGACGGCGGGACGGCGGUGUGCCCCGAAGAAAUGCAGCAGUUGAAACAGCAGCUGGAGAACAGUCGGAUUAAACUGAAGAGAAUGAAGGAGGAAUUCACGUCGUCGGCUCAGGAGUAUAGAGAUGUCGUGUACAUGCUGUUAGGUUACAAAAUUGAUAGGACGGGACAUAAAAAUUAUAGAAUAUCAAAUAUGUAUGCCGAGUCAUCGGAGGAGUAUCUCACUUUCACUCUCUGCGACGACGGCAUCGAAAUGGUGCACACCGAGUACUCGACCACCUUGGGGGAGCUGGUGGAGUUGCAUCUCCACCACCACAGAUCCAUACCCCUGUUCCUCAGCGCCCUCACCAUGGAACUUUUCACGAGGACCACCAUGCAGCAAGAAGUGCAG